Molecule: messenger RNA, 589 nt
Organism: Anopheles moucheti
Lineage: Eukaryota; Metazoa; Arthropoda; Insecta; Diptera; Culicidae
Product: transmembrane protein 60
Exons: 1
Coding region: 91-516 (141 amino acids)
Source: RefSeq, a predicted model, not a curated record
CAAUCCUAGUGCAGAACAUUAAACAAACAUCUAACAAAAUCUACUGAUUUGUACCACUUAACAAGAUACGCUCUGAAAGAAAACCAUCGAAUGGGUUUCGUACAGCGAGCUCUCUUCACGUGGUUCAUAUUGCUCGUGUUUCUGGUGGUGCUUUGUUUACGGCUGGAGAAUCGUAUCUACUGGAACUGGUUUCUUGUCUUCAUACCGCUAUGGUUGUACGACGUGAUACUGGUCGCAUGGGCUGUUAUCGAGAUCGUCCAAAGACAGCACGCCAACCGGCUGUUCUCGAUGCACCAUUACAAGUAUUACGUGGUGGGAAUAGUGUUGAAAAUUUUCUCCCAAAUCACCAUCUGCCUGAAGCUCGAGUACAAAUCGAUACCGAUGUACAUGAUGAUGAUCCCAAUCUGGAUGCUGCUGGCGCUGCUUAUUGUGUUCGUUGGGACCCAUUUGCAGCCGAAACCACGGUCGAUCGGAUCGAACCGCAGCAACCGACAGUCGGCGGGUGUAUCCUCAUGAGGGUAUUUGAAACUUCGCGUUUGCGAAAUCGAACCAAGCGCUGCGGAAUAGUAACUGGAUGGCCACUACUCAC